Xenopus tropicalis (tropical clawed frog) is the source of this 1707-nucleotide messenger RNA. It is a transcript of the gene rho, whose product is annotated as rhodopsin. Lineage: Eukaryota; Metazoa; Chordata; Amphibia; Anura; Pipidae. Gene Ontology annotation, molecular function: G protein-coupled receptor activity. Bases 103 to 1167 code for a protein of 354 amino acids. Gene Ontology annotation, cellular component: membrane. The transcript is spliced from 5 exons. Gene Ontology annotation, biological process: signal transduction; detection of visible light; phototransduction. The record is from RefSeq and is marked validated.
CAGCUUCAGCUGGGAUCACAAGCUUCUAGGGAUCCUUAAGGCAAAGGAGAAACACAGAAGGUAUUCUUUCUACACAGGAAAGGACAUUUUAGAGCUGCUACCAUGAACGGAACAGAAGGUCCAAAUUUUUAUAUCCCCAUGUCCAACAAAACUGGGGUGGUACGAAGCCCCUUCGAUUACCCUCAGUAUUACUUAGCAGAGCCAUGGAAAUAUUCAGCACUGGCUGCUUACAUGUUCCUGCUCAUUCUGCUUGGGUUCCCCAUCAACUUCAUGACCUUGUACGUCACUAUCCAGCACAAGAAACUCAGAACACCCCUAAACUACAUCCUUCUGAACCUGGUAUUUGCCAAUCACUUCAUGGUCCUGUGUGGGUUCACGGUGACGAUGUACACCUCAAUGCACGGCUACUUCAUCUUUGGCCAAACUGGUUGCUACAUUGAAGGCUUCUUUGCUACACUUGGUGGUGAAAUGGCCCUCUGGUCACUGGUAGUAUUGGCCAUUGAAAGAUAUGUGGUGGUCUGCAAGCCCAUGGCCAACUUCCGAUUUGGGGAGAACCAUGCUAUCAUGGGUGUAGUCUUCACAUGGAUCAUGGCUCUGUCCUGUGCUGCUCCUCCUCUCUUUGGAUGGUCCAGAUACAUCCCAGAGGGAAUGCAGUGCUCAUGCGGAGUAGACUACUACACACUGAAGCCUGAGGUCAACAAUGAAUCCUUUGUCGUCUACAUGUUCAUUGUCCACUUCACCAUCCCCCUGUGUGUCAUUUUCUUCUGCUAUGGUCGCCUGCUGUGCACUGUCAAGGAAGCUGCAGCCCAGCAACAGGAAUCUGCUACAACCCAGAAGGCUGAGAAAGAGGUCACCAGAAUGGUUGUUAUGAUGGUCAUUUUCUUCCUGAUCUGUUGGGUGCCCUAUGCCUAUGUGGCAUUCUACAUCUUCACCCACCAGGGCUCUGACUUUGGCCCAGUCUUCAUGACAGUCCCAGCUUUCUUUGCCAAGAGCUCUGCUAUAUACAACCCUGUCAUCUACAUUGUCCUGAACAAACAGUUCCGUAACUGCUUGAUCACCACCCUGUGCUGCGGAAAGAAUCCAUUCGGUGAUGAAGAGGGAUCCUCUGCAGCCAGCUCCAAGACAGAAGCUUCUUCUGUCUCUUCCAGCCAGGUGUCUCCUGCAUAAGAGCUUCACCCAAGGCUGUCUCAGGGUCCGCUGCCUCACACAAUUCCCAUCACUUAAGCCCUGUCUACUUGUUGCGAAGGCAAAGAAUUCCACAGUUUAAUGUUUACCCCAUUCUGCCCAACCUUGGAGACUGUAAGAGCUGACCCCUUUACUGCUGGGAAGGCCCAAGCUUUGCUGUGUUCUGAUGUGGUCCUUUCAGCAGAAAAUGGGUUGAUACCAAUGAAUUUGGCCAAGGCUGUACAUAAAGAUACCAUUAGUUUGGAGACACCUCCCACAAGGAGAAUGCAAUACUUCUAUAUCUGUCUUUUUUCUUGGAGGUGACAUAUUGAUGCUGCUUCUAUUCAUGGUCAGUAACAAAAAAGAUCCAUUUUACAAUGUAACUGAAAGUUAUGUUUUUUGUAAUAUAAUAACAUAUUUCAUGCAAUCUCCUCUGCUUAUUGGCAAGGUCUGAUAUAGUGAGGAUAGACAGCCAGACCCCUUGCAUUAAAAUCCUGUAUUAAAAAUUUCUUUGCAAGUAAAAAAAAACUACAAAAAGUCAAA